AUGCUCGACAACGACGCAGGUGCCCCCGUCGGAUCCACUCCGCCAGUAGCGACUCUGACGUCCGUGUUCGUGACCACAGUCUCGCAGACCAUCACCGUAGUUGAUCCGGGGCAACUUACGCAGACCAACACGGUGACGGUGACGUCGUUUGCUGGCAGUCGGAACCGACGACGGCAAGUUGACGGGCAUACAGCGCCAGACUCCUCGCUACCGCCGAGAGCUACAACAACAUCGACAGUCUUCACGACCCAGACAACGACAGUGGAUGUGACUAUCACCGUCUCCGCUCCGCCUAUUCUUACCACCACAAUCACAAACACGAUUACUGACACCACCUUUGUUACAAUCACGAUUGCGCCGAGCGCAACCACGACUGUUUUCAUCACGACGACCAUAUUUACAACCUCACCAACGGCAAGCACAAAGCCGACGGCGUCUCUCACCUUUGCCACCUCUGCAUCUUCGCCGGUGACAGCAUCACCUACACCCGAAACGACCACCAACACAACACCCCCAAACUCCGCUCCGUUCUCGACGUUCUCAACCUCCAACGGCGGAGCCAGUUUUCUGAGCAGCACCUUUCCGCCGCCGCAGUCGAUGAUGUCCGUGACAUCAGCAGCGAGCACGCCGGCGGGCACAUCCACGCCUCCCACGUCUCGGACGGCCAAUACACCGCCUACCUUUCUCUCCUCGUCGACUACGGCCAACGAGCAAACGACGACAACCGCCGGACCGCCAACCACCGUCACACCUUCCACGACGGCCACGGCGCCUCCGUUCCCCAUUGGUGGCAGCCCCUUUGGCCUCAACUCCAACCAGAUUGCGGGCAUCGUCCUGGGCGCCGUGGGCGUUGCGCUGCUGAUUGUCGCUGCUGUCGUUCUCGUGCGGAGACGAUGGAUGAAGCAACGGGCCCGUGGCCUGGCGGCCGCUGCGGGGCGGAACCAUUACGUCACACCACCCGGCGGCAGCGGGGAGGGACUCGGACGGUCUGCUUCCAUGUUUGUCGACAGCAGCGACAGUCACGACAGCAGCAACAACAGCGACGGCCCGCCACGACGGACGCCAACGCCGCCGAUGGGCGUCUCGGCGAGGGCAUCGUACGUCGGCCCGCGACGGAAGCGACCCGUGGAUGGUGCUGGCGGUCCGUCUGGCGACAUGCGGCAAAUCGGACCCGACAUUAUUGCCAACAAUUUGGACGACAACACGACUGGCCGACGGGGUGGCGUCGCCACCACCGCCACCGCCGCCGCCGAGGAAGCGUCGCCCACCGCCUCCAGCAGCCAGACGGGCUCCAACGAGGUCCGCAUCGUCAUCCAGCCGGCGCGCUCGUCGCGCAGUGCCAACGUCGGUGGCAGUGGCCGCGGCGGCUCCGGCUCCUCGCGCGGGCUCCAGCGGCAAUGGCCCAUGCCGCCGGGCCACCUCGGCCCGCCCGUCAGCAUGUUUAUGGAGGACACGGGCACGGCCACCAACACGAGGGCCAACACAGUCACAGACGACCACGACCACGACCACGACGGCGACGAGCCGGCCGCCUACGAUCCGACGGCCUGGAGCACGGCCAGCGAGUUUGGCGGCAGCGUGACGCCCGAGACGCAGCAGCGGUACUUGCAGUACCAGCGAUACCUGCGGCAGGAAGACGACCGCGAGCGACGGCAGCAGCAGCAACAGCAGCAGCAGCAGCAGCAACUGCGAGUACCUGGACUGGGGAUACAGCCGCCGCCUCAGCUGCCUUUGCCCAUUCCGCCGCAACCUGCGAGCGGUCUGAGCACACGUCGCGCAUCGGGCGUGCCGAGCUCGGCUGUUCUCGGCGCGGGCCAGCAGUGGACGGGGGCCUAUGGAUACUAUGGCGAGGACAGCCAUGACAAUGGCGGUGCGAGCAGCAGCCGCGGUCGGAGCGAGCGGAGUGCAGGAAGCAACAGGAGUGCCCGCAGCACCGAGAUCCUCCCGGCACGACCAUCCGACGAGGACGGCCGGCAAAACGACAGCGACGGUUCGAACAAUGCACAAACAGGCGCCGGCUCACGAAGAAACCGGUUCAACUUUGGCAGCAUCGGAUACGGCCGUGCUCUUUAA
Sporothrix brasiliensis 5110 is the source of this 2073-nucleotide messenger RNA. RefSeq lists its product as uncharacterized. Lineage: Eukaryota; Fungi; Ascomycota; Sordariomycetes; Ophiostomatales; Ophiostomataceae. The record is from RefSeq and is a predicted model, not a curated record. The coding region runs from base 1 to 2073 and encodes 690 amino acids. The transcript has 2 exons.